AAGAAAGUAAUAUGUCUUCUUCUUCCUUCACUAUUUUUUUAUUUUAUUUUUUAUUCUCAAGUAAUUUUAAAUAAAAAAAAAUAUACGUUCUGGGAAGAAGGUAUGCAGAAAAAAAUAUUUUUCUUCCGUACAUUAUGUAUUCGAUAUUCACAACGGAAUUCAAACAAAAAACAACAAAACUGAGCAAAAGGACGUUAUAUGAACCAUCUCAUAUGAACCAAAAUGACGCAGCUGUCAAUUUAUGUCGUUUUCUGCAUUAUCGAUAUCGAUAUAGCUAUAGCAUUCUGUUUCUUUACAAGAAGAAUGCGUGAUGCAUUGAAAGUAAAAUAAUGAAGUAAUUAAUAAAAUGUAAUCCUCCAAGGAUUCAAAAUGGGUCGAUCAAAAUUUCCUGGAAAGCCCACUAAACAUAUACAUCGAAAGAGGGUGAACGUUCUUCCACCAACAGGAGAAAUAUCCAAUGUUGAAUCCUCUAGUUCAGUGACAGUUGAUUCUGUUGUAGAAAACAAACAGGAGGAAGAUGUCAAUGAAAGUGAUAGUGAAAGUGUCCCCCCUGAAAAUGCUGUGAGCAGAAAAGUCCCCAUGAAAAGAAGACUGACCAGGAAGAUGAAAUCUGUGCUAAGAAAUAAAAAUGCCAGCAAGAGGAGUCUAUUGUCCAAAAUGUGUAACAAGUCUUCUGUAAAAUCAAAGAUGAACAAAGGGCCAAGAACACCUCUUACUAGGAAAUCAGUUCAUCAUAGCUAUGCAGCUUCAUGUAGGAAUAAAGUAACAAAGGAACCUACUAAUCUAGUAGGAAAAUUUGUAUUGCCUACAAGAAGUGUACAUUCUUCCAGAGUGAUUAAACCAAACAAGAGAUUCAUAAGUGAAUUGAAUGAAGGCAUCACACUAAAGAAAAAGAUUGGCAUUGGGAAGAGACAUUGUCUGAAGCAGGAUGAAGAUAAAUCAAUAAUAGAAUCAGAAGAUACUGAGAGUGGCAGCUGUAAUAAUGAAAGUGAUAAAACUACAUUUACUAAUGGACACAGAGUAGUCUUGAGGCAAGCUAGGUUGAAAUUACCCAACCAAAUAGGUACUCAGGGUCCUUUCUCCACAAAACCUAACAGUUCUCCUCCUGGAACUGUAACAUGUGGGGUAUGUGGUGCAGUGAGAUUUUACCGCUUCAUAAAACAGGCCAGAAAAUUCAACAUUUAUAGCUGUGAGUCUUGCAGAAAGUUCAUUUCAAAAAUGAUAAAGAGGCAAGCCUGUGGCAAUAAGAAUACUCAAACUAUGCUUGUUUGCAAUAAAGGACAAGGCACUUGUCAUGUCCCACCAGUAGUCAGAAACCAGCAAUGGAAACUUACUAAAUGUGCUUACAGAGCAAGAUGUACAGCAUGUUGGUUGAAAAUGUGCCUUCGCUCAUUUCAUAUGCCACCAUCAUUGAAGCAAAGUCUCACUCUAAUGCUUCCUAAGAAUAUGCAAGGUUUGGAUGUCAUCUUCAACAAUACUCUUCCACCUUUACUAUGGCAGGCAAAUGUAGCACCAAAAAUCCUAGUAGAUAAGCUUCAGGAUACAACAAAUUUAAAACAAAGACCUGUGAGGUUCAAAAAUCCUAAACUUCAAUCAGUACCUAGUGCUUCAGUUCCUAAUUCAGAUAUCAAAAGGCAGAAAAUUGACCUCAAAGGACCUCGUGUUAAACAUGUAUGUCGUAGUGCUUCUAUAGUGUUGGGACAACCAAUUGCAAUCUUUGGUGAAGUAGAAAAGAAAUGUGAUACUCAAGAUCAACUUUCAAAUGAUAUUAAAACUAGUAGUGAGGAGAAAACAGGGAAUGAAAAGAACAUAAUGGAUGUUAAAGUUGUUUCAUCUAGGAGUGAUAGUAAUACCAGUGAAGCAGAAUCAAACUGUAGUGAUAGAGUAACUAGAAUACAAUGUUCUUUCAGUGAUUCUUCUGAAUCAGUUACUAGAAGGGACAGGCUUAUUAGAAAUGUGUCUGUCAGUUCCCAGAACUAUCUAGAGACUAAAGCACCUGAAAGAAAGAAGAAUCUCUUGGAACCACAAAAUGGGAUCUCCAUAGACUUUUGGGAUGGUUAUGACCCAGACAGUAUAUGCCAGAGUGGUUUCUGCAUUAUUGCAUCUGAACAGUUCCCCAUGCCAGCCAUUUGUUUUCUCUGUGGCAGUGCAGGGAAAGAAGCCAUGCUCCACUGUUCUAUCUGCUGUGAGCCCUACCACUCAUUCUGUUUAGAGCAGCCCCAAUGUGUUUCUGCUAGUCAAAAUCCUAAGCAGUGUACUUGGGUUUGUCCCAGAUGUACAACUUGUAGUGAAUGUAAUCAGUUUGACAGACAAAAGGUUAGCUGCCAAAAGUGCCUGAAGGCUUACCAUCCAGAAUGUUUCAAUACAAAGUGGAAUAGUGAGGAUAAGCCAACAGUUUGUUCAAGAUGUUUGAAUUGUAAGAGCUGUGGAACUGAAAAUAUAACCAAAUUUAUUGGAAACCUGCCUUUAUGCAUCACCUGUUUCAAGUCUAGAAAAAAAGGAAACUUUUGUCCAAUAUGCCAGCACUGUUAUGAUGAAAAUGAAUGUUGUUCAAAGAUGAUGGAAUGUGCCAAGUGUAUGAAAUGGGUACAUGCCAAAUGUGAGAACCUGAAAGAAGAACAAUAUCAGAUGCUGGGUAUUCUUCCAGAAUCUAUAGAAUAUAUUUGUUCCUGUUGCUGCAAAUCAAAAACUCCCCAAUGGCGGACAGCUGUUACUAGUGAAUUGAGGUCUUGUUUCAACCAAAUAUUGAGGCUCCUGAGCAAAAACAAAACGGCUAGGAAUCUACUCAAGUGGAGCCCUCUGAACAACUCGGCAUCUUCAAGCAAAACCAUCACAAAUGUUAGGAAAAUAACGUUCUCCAAUGAAGAUGCUGAUUUGGAUAACAAUAACUACAGCAAAGAUAUGCAAGAUGUACAUAAAAUAUAUUCUUUCGAAGAAAACGAUAAAUAUGAAGCGGCAUAUACUAAGGGUUCAAGCACUGUAUCCAUGGUGGAUAUCAAGAAUAAACUCAACUCCAAUGAAUACAGAUCUGUCCGAGAAUUCAACAAAGAAGUUGAGCACUAUCUCAAGUCACUCAAUUGUGAACAGCUGUUGAGGAUCUACCAGAACAUAUUCCAGGACGUUUUUCCUUGGUAUCAGCAAUCUCUGGAAGCCGACGAGCCGACAUGUGUGAAAACCCUACCUCAAGAAGAAUCUCAAAACUAUAUACAAACAGAAGAAAAAGCCGACGUGGAAAUUCUACUAUCCACCCCUGAUCCUAGAUUUUGUGGGUUCUGCAAAGGCCUAGGAGACGGACCGAAACAUCAGGAAUCAAGAUUGUUGUAUUGUGGUCAAAAUGAGUGGGUGCACGUCAACUGUGCUCUCUGGUCAUCUGAGGUUUACGAAGAAAUCGACGGAUCUUUACAAAACGUCCAAAAUGCUCUGAAUAGGGGACGGUUGAUUCGGUGUGCACAAUGUAAACAAAAAGGCGCCAGCAUCGGGUGCUGCUACAAAGGCUGUCACGAAACCUUUCACUUCAGCUGUGCCAGGACAGCAAAGCUGAAUUUCAUGCACGAUAAAACUGUGUAUUGCGCAAUUCAUGAUCUACCGGGAAAUAGUCACGUCAUAACGGUGGACAAGGACCUUGAAGUACAUAGAUCUGUUUAUGUGGAACUAGAUAGGAAAAAGCGGAAAUACUCCGAGAUACAUCGGGUCAAUUUCAUGGUAGGUUCUCUGUGUGUAAAAAAUUUAGGAAAAAUUGAGCCGGCAGUAUCAGACAGCUGCGAGGCCAUAAUUCCGAUGGGGUUCGUAUGUACUAGACUGUUCUGGUCAACUGUGGAGCCUUGGAAACUUGUUCCUUACACAAUCACCACAUCCAUACAAAGUCGCAGUAAUUACACUCUAGCUGUCGACAGGAAUUUCACGGUGGAUCACACGUUAGACAAACCAGCUGUGGACAAAAUGAUGAAAGAGAUGAAUGCCUGGCAAAAAGAUGUUGAUCGCAAAAUUUCCGAUACAGAAUCGGAGGACGACGAGGAACAGCAAAACGGCGAUAUUUUGUCCCCAGAACUGACAGAUGCUAUUCUCGAGGAACUCCCGCAUGAUUUACUGGAUGGAAUUUCCGUGCAAGAUAUUUUUCCAAAGUUAUCAUAUGACGAUCUGAUCAACAUGGACUAUAAAACAGAUUUGAGCAACUUGGAGAGCUUCACAGAGAGUUGCAAGAAAUCUGAGCUAGAAGAAGAUAUAGAUCUGGAUAAAAACAAACGAGGCAACAAGAUCGACUCACUGGUGAAAUCACGAGCUUCCCAAAGAUCUUGCAGCCUCACGCUAAGCUGUAAGCUAGACAGUUCCAUGUCUCCUGCGAUGAAAAAAAGGAAAUUAGCAGCAGCUAGGGAAAACAGUAUGAUUUAUCAACUUCUACAGGUUGAUGGUAAUUGCGAUGAUGGCAGCUCUAGUGAGUGUGGUUCCCCUACAGGCUUAACAACCGAAAACCCGUGGGGCACUUACAUUUCUGAAGAACCAGUUACAUGUGAUAAAUGCCAGUCUACUUACCGUACCCAAGCUAGUUAUAAACGACACUUGGAGUCUUGUGAAAUGCUUUGUACCAGUGAGAGCGAUUCAGAAAUGAACGCUGAUCAAGAAGCCAUCGUCACGUACAUGAAUCCAUCUCAAAACCUAGUUGAUAAUCAGGUCCUGCUAGAUAUCAACGAAACGCCUGUUGUGAUAUCUUCCUAUGAGUCAUACCAAAGUGAAAUACAUACUUCAGUCCUUAAUACUCAAAGCUAUGUUGCUUCAAAAUCCGCAUCUGACAUAUUAACUAGUCCACAAGGAGAAGUGGUCAUUCAGAAUUUACCGCAUCUGAUUGAACAAAAAUCUUUGUUACAAACCGUACCAGUGACUUCCAUUGGUUUGGAACCCUCCCAGACUGAUCAUACGUUCACUGUAACUCAGCCGAGCAUGCUGAAUGACGCACCGAUGCUCCAUCCGAAUCAGACACAAUUCUGUGUGAAUCAGAGUGUGCCAAUGUGUUUGCCACAAAAUACCAUCCAGGUGAACCCCAGCACAAAUUAUGCUGGGAGUCAGAUGGUUUCUAUAAAUCCCAAUGGGUCUAUUGCUUUGAAUCCUGUCCAGUCCAAUUUGAAUCAGAUGAACCAGCAGCCGAUUGAUUUUCACCAGGCCCAGUCAGUAACUAUCCAGUCACUCCCGUACAACAAUGCCAUUUUGAAUGUUGGACCGCAAAAUCAGUUCAGUAAACUUAUAACUAACCCAGUAUUACAGACCGUCAAUGUGCCAGGAAACCAGUGGGUGAAACAUAUCUCUAAACCUACGAUGAUAGCCCAGAAAACACUCAAAACCAAAGGGCGUAGUCGGACGAUCGCAGCUAAACGUCCACAUUUCGACGAAGGAGAUACCUUGAUUUUCCCGACACAAAGCACCGGACAGAUGAUAGUGCAACACCUUCCGUCCACGAAUUAUGUACCUACAUUGAUGGACGCUUUCCAACAACCUGGACAGAAUUUACAAUACGUUGCUACUAUAUCGCCCCAAGUGAAUACAGUACCCACUCAGUCGAUAGUACAAAUACAGCCAGAAAAUAAUAUUAUCAGUAUAGUACCAGGUUUACAACAAGGAAUGUAUAUACAACAACCACGCGUCGAGAAUCAGCUAGUCAUGGACAGUAACGGAACUCUAGGUUGGUCUCAACAGCAAACAGUACAGCCAGUGUAUUACGGUUUUGAAACGAUCGUGCAGAAUACCGUCAUGCAGUCACAACAGUUCCUUCCGACUACCAUGCCCGGCGUUUUAACAGCUAAUAGCAGCUACUCAACCACCACACAGGUAUUUCAGACCAGUAAACUAGAGCCAGUAUUGGAUGUAGCCUCGAAUAGUUUUGUAUUAGUCAAUCCAGGACAGCUAGUAAACUCGCAGCCAUUAGUCAACUCACAAUCCAUGGUCAAUCCCACUUCUAUUGUUAAUUCCCAACCUAUAACACAAUCCAUUACAAAUUCACAGAGCUCACAACAUGUGGCUAAUUCACAACCUCCUAUGAUCCAUUCACAUAUUGUUAAUCCACAGCCAAUGGUUACCUCACAACCUAUUGUUACAUCACAGCCGGUUCUCAACCAGCAAUCUGUAGUCACCGCUCAACCGAUCAUGCAUUCUCAAUCUUAUAUCAACACGCAACCACUAAGCAAUCCACCUCCAGUUAUCAGUUCACAACCGCUCAUCUCUUCACAACCAGUUAUCAAUUCACAACCAAUUAUCAACUCACAACCAGUUAAUACUUCACAACCAGUUAUCUCUUCACAGCCAGUUAUUACCCCACAGCCAGUUAUAAUCCCUCAGCCGGUAGUAACGCCGCUACCAGCUCACUCCAUGGAAAUGUCACGGUUUUCCCAGCCUCAACCACAAAGUUUACCACAGAUUCAAGUUGAGGUGAAAAUUUCCCGUCCUGUGGAAAUAAAACCGUCCCAACCUCAGCUUAUGAAGUAUGCACAGUCACUAACAUCACAUAAGCAAUGUACUCCUAUUGCUUCUGCGCACAGUAUCACACUUCCCAUUGCCCCGUUCGUUUCGUCUGAGCAAGGCAUUCCUACAAACAUUGUGACACCCAUUCCUAAGCCUCCUAUUACCCAGGGAAGACCGAUGAGUAGGGUUCUUCCGAUGCCUACAAAUGUCAAUAAAGAGAUCAAGAAGAUAAGCUGUGAUGAUGAGAAACUAUUCUUCAUCGAGGAAAAGAAGAAAACUAUCCAGGCGAUUAAGCUAGAGGUUAUCAAACCUCCGGCCAAACUCAUUACGAAAACUGCCGUGACAAAAAUUGAACCCAAGAAAGUGGAACUGAUUGAAUCCAAGAUCAUCAAACCUGCUUUGACAGCUCUAGUAGCAGUAGCUCCUCCGAAACUCAUUCAAGAUAUCGUGAAGGACAUUAAAAAAGAGGAAUGUUUCAAACAAGAACCCAUCGAGCCUAAAACAUUGGAAACUGUACAGAAAAUUGAAACGUUACACUUUGAUCUUAGCUUGAAGGCCGUAGAAGAAGAAAAAUUGCCGUUGCCAGAUCCCCAAUCUCUAAAACCAAUUGAAAUAUCAAUUCCUGAAGAUACUAAGCUGGAUACAUCUUUGAAACUAGUAUUCCAGAAACAAGGUCAAGAUGGAUCUUAUAUCAUAAGUAAUUUCACUGCCAAACAACCUAUCCAGGUGGCACCAUUGAGGCCUAUCAAGUCCAACAGUUUCUCCCAGACUCCUUCAACUCAGCAGACCCAGCUUAGAGGCCAAGAAAAGGAACAAGAACAGUUCGAGGCGAAAGAAAAAGCCGAGGACAUACCUAAAAGUCAAUGCGCCAAGAAGGAAAAUGAUAACACACCAUCCAUAUUGUACACCAUGGAAACGCAAGAUGGCUUGAAGUAUUCGUCAUCUUCAGUGUCCGAUCUUUGGACUAGGGUUUUAGAUGCUGUUCAAGUAGCCAGAGCAGCACAUAAUAUGCCACCUUUGCCGACAGAUAGCAACAGCAUGUUGAAUUCUGUUCAAUUCUUGGGAUUCAAAUCGAAUGGCUUGAAGUAUCUGAUUGAACAGUUGCCAGGAGCAACUAAAUGUACCAAGUACAAAUCUGUUUUCAAUUUUCCACCUCAUCCCAGUGACAUUGAUGAUGAAUACGCCCAGGACCACAUCCACGGGACCAUCAGAUGUGUUCCAUAUGACAAACACAAUUGUGAGCCUUAUGACAUGUUUGGAUGGCUUUCUUCUAAGCAUAGGCAGCCGGAAGAAAUUUCUCUGGAUACACUGGAACUGUUGCCAAGGAGGGUGGUGAAUUUACCAAUGGCAAUGAAAUUCCGACAGUUAAAGCUUACAUCAAAAUACUCAGUUGGUGUUUAUAGGUCAUUGAUUCAUGGACGAGGAUUAUUUUGUCUUAGAGAUAUCGAAGCUGGAGAAAUGGUGAUUGAAUAUGCAGGAGAAGUGAUCAGAUCAAUUUUGACAGAUAAGAGAGAGAAAUAUUAUAACUCCAAGGACAUCGGAUGUUACAUGUUCCGUGUUGAUGAUAAUUUUGUAGUAGAUGCCACAAUGAAAGGGAAUGCUGCUAGAUUCAUCAAUCAUUCCUGUGAUCCGAAUUGUUAUUCGAGAGUGGUUGAAAUUCUGGGACAUAAACACAUAAUAAUUUUUGCACUGAGAAGGAUAUUAAGUGGGGAGGAACUCACAUAUGACUACAAAUUUCCGUUUGAAGAGGAUAAAAUACCGUGUACGUGUGGAUCUCGGAAAUGCCGAAAAUUCUUGAACUGAUCUUCAGUGGGAGACCAUCGAUUGUAUAGUUGUAUAUUGUUCUGUGUAUUUAUAUUGUAUAUAUCUCAGAUUUUAAACUGUACGUAAAACUUUCCUUCCUCAUGUAGCACCUAUACAAGCCAUUAAAGUUACUAACAUUCUUAAAAUAAAUGUAAGUUUUGUAAAGUCAGUAUUUGAAGAAAAAAUUAAGUGUUUGGCUGUGAGGAUAUAUAUGCAUUUGUGCCAUUGGCUCCAUAGGUGCUAUAUAUUUGAAUUUUUGAUGAAUCAAUAUCAUGUGAUACAUUGUGCAUACUUUUUGCGGUUUUUCCCACUUCAUCUAUUCGCUCAUGAAACGAAGUUUUCCAAAUAUUCUAUUUAUUCUUCACACUGUACAUAAGUAUAUAAGGCGGCUAGAUUAACAUGCUUGCAUUUUCUUCUGCAAAAAAUUAUGCUGUUAUUCUGGAUUACUUUGUUUUUUGUCCCCAUUGAGGGUAUUGUAAAUACGUGUUUUUACUUAUCUACCAAAAUGAGUUUAUUUUUGUGUAUCAUAUAAAUAUAUUGUACACUCUUUCCCAGCUGAAAUGACUCACGAAUUUUUUAAUCAUCUGAUCAAGAGGUGAAUCAAAAGGAAGUCAUUUUAGCUGGGACAAGUGGCAUAUGUAUAAUUUAGAGUUCAUGCUCUCAAGAGUUUUUAUUUUGGAAAAUUCAAUUAAGGUGUAUGAUAUUUUUUUUCUAUGAUUUUUGAGAUCCAUGCAUUUUCCAUUAACUUUUAAAUAAUUUAUACUCCACUGAUGUAAGAUUCAUGGAUGGACAUUAUGAUUCUUUAUUUUUUUUAUAUAAUUAGAUGAUGAUAUAUUUGUAAAAAGAAAAAGAAAACAGAGUAUUUUAUGAUAUAAUAGACAUAUAAUUAUAGAAACUUUUAUACAUUUCGCGCUUCAAUUGCUGUUUUAAACAAUAGUAUUUUUUUAUCAGUUUUAUUUUCUAUUCUCUAAUGAUUCUUUUUUACUCUCUUUUAACUUAUUGUCUUUCUUCUAUCAAGAUAAUGAGCACCAUAUAAAUUUGGGUCCUUAUUCACUGGUCAAGUUACUAAAACAAAAUCUAAAUACUGGUCAUUUUCCAACAUUUAAUUUAUGAAUUCUUUCAUUUUCAAUGACGUCACAGAUGGCAAAACAUGUUUUCAUUUCAACAAUUCUCAUGAGCCAUAAUCUAAUUUUAUUUUUUAAUUCAUACAUUUGUCUCUCAAAUCCAAACAUCCUCGUAUCUUCGUCAUUUUUCUAGGUAUCAGAUGGUUCUUAGAAUAAUUGUUUUUUUUUCUGAGAAACCAUCCUAGCAAUAUUUAUAGAUGAGGUCAGAAUUUUUUUGCGCGGGUAGAGCAGAACUUCACAUAUCAGUCCAUUCAAAUAAUUCAAGUCAGUAUGAACACGUGAAGAUACUGUUAUAUGAAGAUCAGAUUUACCCCGUUUGUUCUGUGUAAAUACAGUCAAGAUUUGUGACAUAUAGUAGGUAUAUCUAGCUUUACGAAGUAUCUGAAUGACAAUAUCAACAUAUCAAUAUUCUAUUUUAAAUGUAGAACGUGAUUCUACACGUGAUAAGAGGCCUUGUAAUGUACAUACAUGAUUGUAUGGGUUGAUUUUUUCUCCAGUGUCUUAAGAUAGUGAAUUAUAACAAGAAACGAAUCAUACCCUACCUGGUGCUUACUACUUGUAUAUUCAUUUCAGCAGCUGUGCUAUAAACAUGUAUUUACUUUUGUCAAUAAAAUUAUUGAAACUAUACAGCAGCAUUCUUG
Messenger RNA from Phaedon cochleariae (mustard beetle), 10015 nucleotides. The record is from the annotation of a GenBank genome assembly. Lineage: Eukaryota; Metazoa; Arthropoda; Insecta; Coleoptera; Chrysomelidae.